AUGAUUUUACUUCCGUCUGCCAUUCCUACACUGACCAUUGAUACACCUGUUCAGAAUACAACAAAACUUUUAUAUGUCAAAUCAAAAAGACUGUGGGUGAUGUCUGAUUUGGAUAAUGACAUAAUUCAAGUCGACACUAAAGGAAAUAUGAAAGAAACAGUUUAUUCAUCAGGACCGUUCUGCGUUUCAAAAGAUGAUGCCUUGUUAUAUAAGUCAGAUCCGUUUAUGGAAUAUGAAGAUGAAGAUGAGGAUGAAGAUGACGACAAAUAUGGCGAUCGUAUUAAGAAAAAGACUUCAGAAAUAUCUAUCACACUGCUUAAAACAAAAAAAUCGGAGGAUAUAAUUGGUCAUUAUAGUUCUUUUGUUAAUGGUCACAUCUUGGUAUUAAUACAAAUAUCUACUGUAACAGAAAGUCCUUGGCAACGUCAUUUAUCUCAUAAGAUAACAAGGUACGAUGAAAAUGGACUGAAGAUUGAGGACAUCUGGAUAAACGACAGAAUACAAGGAUGGCGGUUUUCGUCAUUUGAAUAUGCAUAUAUCACGGAGAACAAGAACGGAGACAUCAUCAUAUCUAGUAAGAAAUAUAAGACAGUAGUGGGGAUGGACAGGUCAGGAGAACAUCGGUUUCGGUAUUCACAUCCUGAGGAUUUGACUCCCAUGGACAUCUGUACAGACAAAUACGGACACAUACUUGUUGCUUUUGAAUCUAGUAUUCAUCUCCUGGAUGAAGACGGGGCUUUUAAGAAAAUAUUGCUGAAAAAUAUGUCAUCAAACAUAGUAUUUACCUGUCUUUGUCUAGACGACAAACAAAAUAUAUAUGUAGGGAACGAUCGUGGCAUCGUGAACGUCUAUAAGUAUUUGAAAGACGAAUAAAUAUCUUUUGAUAUAAAUUAGACAUAGAGUGGAGUUAAAACUAAAAGAAAGUUUCACUUUUAAUCUUAUUUUUUUUAUGUCAAUGUGCUUUGUGUUAUACAUAUGUAAAUAUUAUCAUAUAGUUAUCAAUACAUGCACGGCUCUGUAUAAAUAUGUACGACAAUUCCCUAUUAUACUUUAUUCAAAGUGUUAAGAACAUUUCAAAAUUUGAGAAAUUUGAUUUGCUGUCAAAGUGAAGAUAAUUGGUUUAUUGUUUGAAAUAAAAUUGAUACCUUCUAUUUAUAUUAAUUGCUUUAUAGUAGUUAAAGUUCACUACUUAUAUUGAUGGGUUUAUAUUAUUUAAAA
This is a messenger RNA of Magallana angulata, 1218 nucleotides long. RefSeq lists its product as uncharacterized. The record is from RefSeq and is a predicted model, not a curated record. The transcript has a single exon. NCBI's taxonomy places the organism in Eukaryota, Metazoa, Mollusca, Bivalvia, Ostreida, Ostreidae. Bases 1 to 873 code for a protein of 290 amino acids.